AUGCAUAGUCCGUCCAGACCACCCAAUCUGUCCGAUGGCUCGCCCGAAGUAACAGCGACAGAGGGAGAGGACCCGCCGCCCGCCGGGGCUGUUCCGACCUCAGCGCCACAAACGCUCGGCUCAAACUACGCCCUGCACGAGCGGGGCUUCGCGCGAACAGGCGUCGCGGGAGGGGAGCCAGACUCGCCGUCCUGCUCCAGAAACCCGGCCGCGUUCGGCGUGUUCCGGAACGGGCCGCUGUCCUCCCUCCUGAGGCGCAGCUCCAGCGGGUAUUUCUCCUACGACAGCGGAUCGCUGCCCAGCUCCCCGCUCUCCCCGAAGCCUGCGACGGCCAACAAAGCCACGCAGACUCCGAGCCCCGCCAGCCAGGUGCUGAACCACGCCCUGCAGCGAAUGGCUGAGGAGCUGAGACCUCUGGGCUUCCACCGGGAAUCAGCAGCGCCGUGUUCAUUCCCUCGUAGAAGGCGCGCCCGACCCUCAUCAGGGGGUUUGCCCAUGGCAGAGGUCAUGCCCAUCGCAUUUGGACAACAACUCCGGGCAAUUGGGGACGACUACAACCAACUUCUAAUGCAAAGGAGGGCAGUCAGACAAAGGCAAGACGGGCUCCCUUUCAACCUCCUGCACCACAUCCGCCCGGGGCCCAUCGCCAUUUUGUGUGUGGGCCUGCUAGUCAUCGUGAUGGGACGCAUCAUGUACUCACAGGGCAGUACCAACAGCCUGGACCACUCUCACGUUUAG
Molecule: messenger RNA, 738 nt
Organism: Menidia menidia (Atlantic silverside)
Lineage: Eukaryota; Metazoa; Chordata; Actinopteri; Atheriniformes; Atherinopsidae
Source: the annotation of a GenBank genome assembly